AUUAAACAUUUAGUCCUGGGUAAAUUUUAAUGCUACACAUAUUAAUAUUCUGCACAUGUAAAGGAGCAUUAUAAUAAAAUCAUUAAAUAUUUGAAUCCUAAUGAUUUUAUAAUGAAAUUUAAUUAUUUGUGUAUUUCAGGUGAAUCUUCUCCAGGGUCUCUGAUCAUCAGACCGAACAGAACUCAACACUUUACUGAUGACUCUCUCUCACUGAGCUGUGAGGACCAGAGUGACUCUACUGGAUGGAGAAUGAGAGGAUACAGUUACACUGAGACAUUGGUCAGUUGUUCAUCAGUAUCAGGAUCUACAUGUAACAUCACCUUCCUCUCUACAUCACACACUGGUGUUUAUUGGUGUCAGUCUGUAUCUGGAGGAUGCAGUAAUUCUGUAAACAUCACAGUGCAUGAUGGUGAUGUGAUCCUGGACAGUCCUGUACAUCCUGUGACUGAGGGACAUGAUCUGACUUUACGCUGUUUAUUUUACAACAAAAAGAUCCCAGGCUCUGGUGUUGAUUUCUAUAAAGAUGAUUCCAUCCUCCAGAACCAGACUACAGGAGAGAUGACCAUCAGUAAUGUCACAAAGUCUGAUGAAGGUUUCUACCACUGUAAACACCAGGAGAGAGGAGAGUCACUGAAAAGCUGGGUUUCAGUCAGAGGAAGGUCACAUGUAGGAGCUUCAAUGUCAGUGCUCAGACUGAUCAGCAGUCUAGUGACAGUUUCUGUGUAUCUGCAGCUGACCAUCGUUCUGGCAGUGAAAUGUUUCAGAGCUCGAGUUCAGACUGAUGAAGACACCCAGAAUGCUGUUAUAGAGGAGUGAACAAAAUAAAUGAAUCAGAUUUUAGGAUUGUGAAAUAAUUUUGAUUUUUCACAUUUAAAUAUUUACUACUAGAUGUUUUUUUUCUGAAGUUUUCACACCUCUUCAUGGGGUUAUGAAUUAUGUACACUUCAUUAACAUUAAAAUUAACUAGAUAUUAAGAUCACAUCUUUAAUUAAUCUCUAAUCUCUAUCUAGUUAUAUUCAUCUUUAUAUAACUGGGUAAAAUAUUUUAGAUUAAGUAAACUUGUUAAAAAUUUUGUACAGAUGCCAUUGGCAAACAGAAUAUAAUCUAUGUACAGUGUUAACUAACUCUGAUCACUGAGGACAGGAGAGGAGGUUUAUCGUUAGUUUAUCAUUAUAGUUCAUGAUUAAAUGAUU
Messenger RNA from Tachysurus fulvidraco (yellow catfish), 1193 nucleotides. Its product is annotated as low affinity immunoglobulin gamma Fc region receptor II-like. Gene Ontology annotation, biological process: cell surface receptor signaling pathway. Gene Ontology annotation, molecular function: transmembrane signaling receptor activity. NCBI's taxonomy places the organism in Eukaryota, Metazoa, Chordata, Actinopteri, Siluriformes, Bagridae. The record is from RefSeq and is a predicted model, not a curated record. The coding region runs from base 112 to 816 and encodes 234 amino acids. The transcript is spliced from 4 exons.